This is a messenger RNA of Impatiens glandulifera, 805 nucleotides long. Its product is annotated as 60S ribosomal protein L18a-like. Gene Ontology annotation, biological process: translation. Gene Ontology annotation, cellular component: ribosome; cytosolic large ribosomal subunit. Lineage: Eukaryota; Viridiplantae; Streptophyta; Magnoliopsida; Ericales; Balsaminaceae. Gene Ontology annotation, molecular function: structural constituent of ribosome. The coding region runs from base 87 to 620 and encodes 177 amino acids. The record is from RefSeq and is a predicted model, not a curated record. The transcript has 4 exons.
CUAUAUGUAACCUAGGGUUUCGUCUUUCUUCUAUCCUAAUAACCUUUAUUGCGGUCGGAGGAGGUGAAGAACAAACAAUCUCAGAAAUGGCUUUCAGGUUUCAUCAGUACCAGGUUGUCGGGAGAGCUCUUCCAUCGGAAAACGAUGAGCAACCCAAGAUUUACCGCAUGAAGCUUUGGGCUACUAAUGAAGUUCGUGCUAAAUCCAAGUUCUGGUACUUCUUGAGGAAAUUGAAGAAGAUUAAGAAGAGCAACGGUCAGCUACUUGCGAUCAAUGAGAUAUUUGAGAAGAACCCAACUAAGAUCAAGAACUAUGGCAUAUGGCUGCGUUAUCAGAGUCGAACUGGUUAUCACAACAUGUACAAGGAGUACAGAGACACAACCUUGAAUGGAAGUGUGGAACAGAUGUAUACUGAGAUGGCAUCCCGCCAUAGGGUUCGUAGCCAUUGCAUUCAAAUCAUCAAGACAGCUACCAUUGCUGCUAAGCUCUGCAAGAGGGAGAGCACCAAGCAGUUCCAUAACUCUGCCAUCAAGUUCCCUUUGGUGUCUAAGAAGGUUAGACCACCAAGCAGGAAGUUGAAGACCACAUACAAGGCAUCUAGACCCAACCUGUUCAUGUAAACUCUUUUUCGGUUGUUUCUGAAAAUGAGUUUAUUUAAUUUGGUGGGUAUUCUAUCCCCGUUUCUAUAUAGUUUUUGGAGACUUCUGAGUUUUGUUUGAAUGGUUAUUUCUUGGAUAAUUUUGGAGACGAGGAUCAGUUGGAUUUUUUGUUGGAUUUUAAAAAUGAAUUUGAGUAUUUUGUUUCA